AUGGGUAAAAAAGAUGGUGUAUUCCGGAGCGAGGUAGAAGCGCGAGGGCGCGGUACGGAGUCAGCGUUUCUCGACGGGCUGCAUUCAACGCUGGCGCCUCCUGCCGCGCCCGACCACGACUGGCAGCAUACCUUCAUCCUCAUCAUCAAAGGCCUCAUCUUCUCCACAAUAAUCCUCGGCGCUUUAUUUGGCAACGCUCUCGUUAUCAUAUCAGUACAUCGACACAGGAAGCUCAGAGUUCUCACUAACUACUACGUUGUUAGUCUUGCUGUGGCUGAUAUGUUAGUCGCCUUAUGCGCAAUGACCUUUAACGCCAGCUCCGAAUUAACUGACGCCUGGUUGUUUGGUCCGUUAGCCUGUGAUAUCUUUAAUUCUCUUGACGUUUACUUCUCCAGUGCUUCUAUACUUCAUCUGUGCUGCAUAUCUGUUGAUAGAUAUUACGCUAUAGUGCGGCCCCUCGAGUACCCGGUUACCAUGACUCAUAGGACUGUUUGCUUCAUGCUCGCAAACGUAUGGCUGUGGCCCGCGUUCAUUAGUUUCGUGCCCAUAUUCAAGGGUUGGUAUACGACUGAGCAACACCGCCAAUAUAGGAAGGAUCACCCUGAUGUGUGCAUUUUCAAAGUCAAUAUGGUAUAUGCUAUAGUAUCUUCGAGCGUUUCAUUCUGGAUUCCGAGUUUGGUCAUGAUUUCGAUGUACUGCCGAAUAUUCCGGGAAGCGAUCAGACAAAGAGAAGCCUUAACGAGAACUUCGUCAAAUAUUCUAUUGAACUCUGUACAUAUAAAGCACACGUCACAUGCUGCUCAUCAUUCCCAUUAUCUGCACCCUGAUAGAAGACCUUCAGAUAUAAGCCCAAACUAUAGUACAUUCACUGAAGUGGGUCCUGAAGAAACUGAGUUUGGCGAAGUUGUUAUGUCUUUGGGAGAUAUCUGUCCUAGUAAAGAGGCCAGCCCGAGAAAAUCUGUGAACGUUAGCUGUGAUACUGCUAGUUCGGGGUACUGUUCCGGAGGAUCGAACAAGAGAUCUUCAAGUGGUCAACCACCUUAUGGAUGGAGACCGAGCUGUUCUUCCGCCAUUGCUACAAGAGAUCUUGCAAAAGCUGCCACAGAGCUGAAUGCGCAAGGGGCAACGCUUCGUGCCGCCGGGAAGUCGUGGCGUGCUGAGCACAAAGCAGCGCGUACACUUGGCAUCAUUGUAGGAGCAUUCCUGCUGUGCUGGCUACCAUUUUUUCUUUGGUACGUUACGACGAACGUGUGCGGGGAGCCUUGCGAGACGCCUUCUGUUGUGGUCGGUGUGCUUUUCUGGAUCGGCUAUUUCAAUUCGGCCUUGAAUCCACUGAUUUACGCGUAUUUCAAUCGAGAUUUCCGGGACGCGUUUAAGAACACGCUGAUGUGCGCCCUGCCCUGUUUGUUCGGUUGUUGGAAGGACACGGGUACGGCUCAGUUUGUGUAGUAAUUAGCUGACGUGCGACUAAACAAUUGAUUGCUUUUUGGUAGUAUAAAAAAAAAAAAAAGACGUGUGGUGUCGUGGAGCACCGGAUA
Bombyx mandarina (wild silkworm) is the source of this 1538-nucleotide messenger RNA. RefSeq names its product octopamine receptor beta-1R-like. Gene Ontology annotation, biological process: positive regulation of MAPK cascade; adenylate cyclase-activating adrenergic receptor signaling pathway. Gene Ontology annotation, molecular function: octopamine receptor activity. Lineage: Eukaryota; Metazoa; Arthropoda; Insecta; Lepidoptera; Bombycidae. Gene Ontology annotation, cellular component: plasma membrane. The record is from RefSeq and is a predicted model, not a curated record.